GCUAGCCUCUCCGUGCCAGAGCGGUCUGCACUCUGAGACCCCUUAAAAUAGCUAAUCAUGCCUCCUCUGCCUUUUUUAAGACCGGGGGCCUCUCUGGUUACACUAGUCGCCGGGGAAAUAUAUUCCAAUGAGCUCUGAAAUCCUCUCACUGCUCCGCUGUCUCGGUUGGCUGAACAGCUCUUCAUCUCUUCGGUGGGAAGGUGUCGGAUUGUCUUGUCGCCAUGUCCAAAGUCAAAGCUCCAACAGGUGCAGCAAAGACGGAUGACUCCAUACGAGCAUUCGCAGAGAAGGUGUUCGCCUCGGAGGUGAAGGAUGAGAACGUCAGGGAGGAGAUCUCCGUCUUUGACGUGGCAGAGGACUGUCCCAUCUUCCACCAUGAGUUGGCCGAUCAUCUGCAGCAAGAAAGCACAGAGAAGCGGAAGAAACGCCUGCAGCGAGCUCGUACCAUCUCUGUCCCCUCACCGCUCAGCGAGAAGUCUCCAACCACGCUGGUGCCAGUGGUGGAGGAGGUGCCAAUCUACCUGGAGGUGCCUGAGUUCCAACGAGUGGCCAUCAUUGGAGACUACGCCUCUGGGGUGGGUCCCAUUCUGUCCUUCUGUCCCUCCCUUCUCUCUGUCAAUGUCCAAUUCUGUCACUUCAACAUGAGCAGAUCAAACUGUCACAGAAUUCAGUUGAUCUCUCUUCCAGUGUUCACGCCACCUCCCAAAAAAGACGAGGACCCUCUGUCCACUGAUAGCCUGCCUGAGAACCUGGGCUAUGUAGCCCGUAUAAGGGAUGGCGUGGUCUGUAUCUACGCCAGUAAGGAAGCAGCAGACAAGCACGAGCCCAAAGACCUGCCUUACCCUGACCUGGCCACAUUCAUUGAUGACAUGAACUUCCUCAUCGCCCUGAUUGCUCAGGGACCCACUAAGACCUACACCCACCGCAGGCUGAAGUUCCUCAUGUCCAAGUUCAACGUCCACGAGAUGCUGAACGAGAUGGAGGAGCUGAAAGAGCUGAAGAAGAACCCUCACCGUGAUUUCUACAACUGCAGGAAGGUGGACACCCACAUCCACGCGGCGGCCUGCAUGAACCAGAAGCACCUGCUGCGCUUCAUUAAGAAGUCGUAUCGCGUGGACUCCGAAAGGGUGGUGCAGUGCAUAAAGGGCAAGGAGGUGACGAUGAAGGAGCUCUUCGCCUCCCUCAACCUUCACCCCUAUGACCUCACUGUUGACUCCUUGGACGUGCACGCCGGCAGACAGACCUUCCAGCGCUUUGACAAGUUCAAUGCAAAGUACAACCCUGUGGGGGCCAGUGAGCUGAGGGAUCUGUACAUGAAGACUGACAAUCACAUCGAUGGGGAGUACUUUGCUACCAUCAUCAAGGAGGUGGCCUCAGACCUGGAGGAUGCGAAGUACCAGUACGCUGAGCCCCGUCUGUCCAUCUACGGCCGCUCGGCCUCCGAGUGGACCAAGCUGGCCCAGUGGUUCACCAAGCACCGUGUCUACUCCCACAACAUGAAGUGGAUGAUUCAGAUUCCCAGGAUCUAUGACAUUUUCAGAGCCAAGAACUUUGUGCCGCACUUCGGGAAGAUGCUGGAGAACAUCUUCCUGCCAGCCUUCGAGGCCACGAUCAACCCUCAGAGCAACAAGGAGCUGAGCAUCCUGCUGAAACACGUGACAGGCUUUGACAGCGUGGAUGACGAGUCCAAGCACAGCGGCCACAUGUUCUCCACCAAAAGCCCCAAGCCCAACGAGUGGGAUAUUGAGAAGAACCCCUCCUACACCUACUACAUCUACUACAUGUACGCCAACAUCAUGGUGCUGAAUCAGCUGCGCAAGCAGCGUGGGAUGAACACGUUCCAGUUCAGGCCUCACUGUGGAGAAGCUGGCGCCAUAACCCACCUAAUGGCCUCCUUCAUGACUGCAGAUAACAUCUCCCAUGGGCUCAACCUGAAGAAGAGUCCCGUCCUACAGUACCUGUACUUCCUGGCUCAGAUCCCCAUCGCCAUGUCGCCCCUCAGCAACAACAGCCUGUUCCUGGAAUACGCCAAGAAUCCCUUGCUGGAGUUUCACAAGAAGGGGCUGAUAGUCUCCCUGUCCACUGAUGACCCCAUGCAGUUCCACUACACCAAGGAACCCCUGAUGGAGGAAUACGCCAUUGCAGCCCAGGUUUUCAAGCUGAGCACCUGUGACAUGUGUGAGAUAGCCAGGAACAGCGUUUUGCAGAGCGGCCUGUCCCAUGAGGAGAAAGUUCACUACCUCGGGGAUAACUACCAGAAAGAAGGGCCUGAGGGCAACGACAUUCGUAAGACUAAUGUGGCCCAGAUCCGCAUGGCGUACCGCUACGAAACCCUCUGCUAUGAGCUCAACCUCAUCAAGGAAGGCAUCAAGGCCUCCGACUGAGCCCACUCCACUCCAUAACUCUGUGUGUGGCACAGAACUGGAUCAAGAAGCCUCUCCUUUUCUCCUUCAGUCUCCUAGUAUGUUUCCCUUUCUGCUGUAGCCAAUCUGGAAAUUCGUUUACAUGGCUUUUGUCACCUUUUAAUUAAUAAUAGUCCUUUAAUAUUAUGGUCACCUAAAAAGGAUAUAUAAAAUAUUAAAUAAAGCCAUGUUAUCAGGUUUCCUGUUUGUUCCUGUUGUCUUGAAUAUCUAUUAAAACAUUUGCUUUCUGGAUUCUAGUGUUGAAUAACUUACAAAUAUGCAAAUAUAAUAUAAAUAUACGAAUGAAUCUAUUUCAGCUGCUGUAAUGCACAGUUGCACUAUAGUAUUGACCUGCUGACAUCAGUGAUUUUCAUUUAUAUGUAUUUUCUCAGUGUCUCAAAAAACUAGCAUUGACAUGGUAGCAUGCUCCAAACAUUAUUAGACACUUCCUGCAUUAUGCUCUUCCUCUGCCUUUAAAAAAACAUCUGGAUGUGAAAUACAUGGUAGAAAUACAAAAUAUAAACCUUCCCCUGAUUUCUUCUUAAUUAUUACUGAAGGAGGGGGGUUUGUAUCAGAAAUGUAAAUCUCUUAUACAUCAAAGCUGCCAGUCAAUGUCAGAGCCAGAAGGAUGUCCGUGCUACACUGUAGUACAUUGGCUUAUUUGUCCAUUAGUCAUGACUGAGCUCCAGGAGGAGCAAUUUUGCAGAAUUAAUAAGACCUAUUAAAAAUAGUGAGGGAGAUAAAACACAUUAGAUACAGUGCUGUUUUUUCAGGUAUUCAUAACUCUUUUACGAAAUUCUGUCCUCCAACACAAGCUGCUGCUUGUGGAAAAUUAAGAAAAGUGAAAUUUUUGAAUCUGGUCUUUGCUUUGGGAGUGUCACGAAUAUGCUUCAAGCUGACCUGCUGCCCAACAGAUCAGCACCUGGCUCAGCACUUGCAGAUACAUCCAUCAUUGAAAGAGCUAACAUGCUGUAACACAGAAACUUUCCAUAGAGCCUGGUAAUAAUGAGACUGUGGACAAUUCAUGUAGAGGACCUACAGUUCAGGAAAAUGCCCUGCCUUCUGGUUUAAUUACUCCUGACCUAUUAAUGACAUAAUCACAUCAAUAAUUUACUAAAACUAAAUUUCUGCCAUUUCCGAGUUUGUAACCGUUGAGUAGUUUUGAAUUUCCUAUAAACCCUACAAAAAAGCUAUUUGAACAAUUCUUGAGUGUCAUUAAAGGACAACCAUACUGUUGUCUAGACGAAGAUAUGACAAAUCGGUUUCAGUGUCUGUACAGGAUAUGUGAGGCAGGUCACAUCAGCUUGUAUUAACAUUGCUCAGAGCUUUCUGGUGGUUGCUACUGUACAUCUGAAAAACAGAAGUAAAAGUACUGCUGUACUUUGCUGGUCUGGAUAUGUCAAUGAAACAGUAGCACAGCCUUAGUUCCAACAGAGUUGUUUGAGUUACUCACAGUUUUUUAAAAACACAUUUUUGUGGAAUUUUGUGGAUUGUUUGUAUUCAGAGCUUGAGGUAUACAAUACAGUACUUUUUACAGCUAUAUCCAUACCACUAUACUCUACCAGUAUCACUGCACUGUGAAUAUUUUACUGUAAUGGAGUUGCAUAGUGCCAUACCAAUUAAAGUGGUCGUUGGGAAAUAACCCUUGAUUAAUCAACAUAUUACACAAUGAAGCAAGCUCACAAGGAAAAAUAGAAUAUGGACUCCUACAGUAAAAACAGCAACAAGCUAUUACACAGGCACAGACAAUGAAUUACAUAACACUUUCUACAGUAUGUAUUUAUAAAUGUGCCAGAAACAAAACUUGCUUUUGUUAUGGUGUGUCAUGCUGUACUAGCCUAUUCUUCUGUUGCAAUAAAUCUCUCUUUAUUA
Molecule: messenger RNA, 4274 nt
Organism: Lepisosteus oculatus (spotted gar)
Lineage: Eukaryota; Metazoa; Chordata; Actinopteri; Semionotiformes; Lepisosteidae
Source: RefSeq, a predicted model, not a curated record